Molecule: messenger RNA, 1598 nt
Organism: Megalopta genalis
Lineage: Eukaryota; Metazoa; Arthropoda; Insecta; Hymenoptera; Halictidae
Source: RefSeq, a predicted model, not a curated record
GAAUUUAGAAACCUUUUAUUAAUAGAUUCUUUUGGUUUCAUCCAUCCACUUGGACCCAUUAUCUCAGCUCUUCUUGCUCCGAGCUUAGCUUCUUCCAAUAUAGCCUCAACUGCAAGUCUAUAAAUGAAAAUAUUAAUUUAUUAUUACUUAGAAAUUUAGAGUUUGUCAAUAAUAUUUCAUAGAUUCUUAUAUUCGUAAACCUUCUGAUGUAUUUAUUAAUAGUGUAUAUAUAAUAAUAAUAGUGUAUGGUAUAUUAUAAUAUUUGAACAUUAUUACUUACCUGUUUAAUGUUUCGUCGUCCAUUAUAAUAAAAUGUAUGUAUGCAAUUUUGAUAAUGAUUGUCCUUAGAAAAUAGAACCGUUUCGUUUUCUCGUUGUUAAAAGUAUUAAGUAUUUAUGAAACAUUCUAUUUGAUUGUGCGAAAUUUUUGUUUCGACACCUUACGUACACAUUCUGUAUAGUGAUUGACAUAAACAACAGUUCAGUUUGAGUUACAAAUCUGAGGUUAUAUUCAUGUCAUAUAGCACACCCAGACUUCUAUGCUAUAGAAUUAUCUGGAAUUAUCUUCGUGAGCGACUGCACCUGCGUUGUUAUAUUCGCGUCUUUUGAUUCAAACGAUUCAAACACUUCUGAAACAGAUCAGUUAUGUACAUAUAAUAAUUAUUGUUACGUUACAUACACACAUAUUUCCGAAUCCGGGAUAAAAUUGGAAAAAGACGUUGACUAUGUAAUAUACCAAUAUCAAAUAAAAUUUAGGUUUUAAAUUUACUUGCUACAGUAUUUCAAUAAUAUACAUAUAGAAUAUAUACAAUGGAGGAUCAACAAUUAAUUGAGUUGAGAGAAUUGAAAGCAAAAUUACUUGAGAAAACAGAAAAUUUAUUGAAAAAAUUGAAAAACAAAGAAAAUGAAGACAAAUCUUCUAUUAAAUUCGCACCAGACACCAUAAAGGAGAUCAUAUCAGAAGAAAAUAAAUCACAUAAACAUAAAUUGUUGAAGGUUACUCGUAAAGUAACAGGUAUAAGAUUUCAAAACAUGGAUAGAGAAUUAUUGGAUGAUAACAUUUUCAAAUAUACUGCUGAGUUAAUAACGUCAGCUCUUAAAUUUUUUGUAGAACUGUCAGUAAAGCUAAAGGGAGAAAAAGGAUUUGAAAUAAAAGAUAUAACAUGUCAUUUUAUAGACAUUGAUAAAUGCUAUUUGUUAGAAAUUCAAUUUUGGAUACAAGACUUCAGUAGGAGAAAAAACUUUUCACUUUUAACAUCUGCUGUUUCAUGGUACAGCGAACAAAGCAGAGUAAGAAAAAGUAUAUUAGAACUACUGAAGCAAAGAAAAUAUGGCACUUAUGAACAAUGUCAGGAGGGAAGUGGAGGCAUAAUACUAUUCAUCCAUUCUCCUAAAAAUGUAGAACAAGAUCUUUCUAUUUCUUUAAAAAAGGUUUAUUUGAAAAUUCAGUGGUCACUAAUAUUUUUUGAGAAACUAUGGCAAUGUGAACAUGUGUUUGAAAUAUGUCCUACUCCACAAGGUAUGGACUUUGCAAGUCAAAAUCAAGAUUUGAUGAGAAGUUUUUGCAAAAAAUGUAUUACUAAUAAUGAGCUUCUAGAC